UAGCAUAAAUGAAAUUCCAACAAAUAUAUUCUACAACAAUGGUUAUUGCACUUCUUUGUUUUUCACAACAAAAGGAGUAUGCAGGUGGUCAAAAAGAACAAUGCAAUAAAUCUAAUUCAACUGCACUUCUGGUCAAAUCAUGUCCAGGAACAGCCAAGGAGUGGGAAGAAGCGGCAUCGAAAAAAGGUUGCAAAAGCAUCCCAAACAACUGUGCCUCGUUUGAAUAUCACUGUGUAAUAAAUGCAUGGGCUAAUGAGACUUUAGAAGUAUGUGCACCAAUGAUUAAUAUUAUUGGAAACGUAUGCGCAGAGUACAGCUUUGGAGGAUCCAGGAUUCAGCGGCACAGUGAUCCAAAUUGUACAGCAUGCCCAAGCUCCUAUAAAUCUACGGAAAUGCAUCAAUAUCAAGAAUGCUACGAUCUAGUUUACAAAGCACGUGAGAAAAGUAGAUCUUCAUUUAUUGCAAUUUCGUCCACUGUUGAGACCACUAACACACCAGUCAGUACAGCACACACAACACUUAUCAGUCAGCAAAUGGCGGCUCAGCAUAAGGAAUCGACGUCAGAUCUAGAAACCAAGAUACUUGUUCCCAUCUCUGUUGGCAUUAUUUUCCUUAUAAUCUUGGUUGGUACUCUUAUUUACAUUAUACUACGCAUGCGUAAGAGGACCGAAUCUUUUUCCUCAAAAAAAUCAACACCUUGCCAAAAUAGAAUUGAAGACAUCGAACGUUCUUUGUUAAAGGAAUAAAAAAAGACAAUACCCUUGUUUUAAAGAACAAAUCAAUUGGAGAGUUGAAACGUAUUGACAUUUGUCCCAUGUUCUAACAAUUUCUUUUAAGGGGCCGACUGGGUUUUUAAUUGCGCAAUACUUCGCGCAGCAUAGUAAAAUAAAGCGUAUUUACUCUUUGAAAGCAACUAUUUUUACAUAAUUUAUGAAGAUAAACAAAUUCAGGAAUUCUCAGGUUAAAAAAAAUUAAUUACGUUUUUAAAUAACUGAUUUUUAAACGAUUUUUCAAAUGAUGGGUAGACAGACGUCGUAAUAGUGUGUUUUUGACGUUAUGAAUAACCGAAGUUCUUUAAGCGGUGUCAUUCAUUAUGCCAUAAAAUAAAAAGUAUAAAACAUAUGCUCUUGAAAUUUUAA
This is a messenger RNA of Saccostrea echinata, 1139 nucleotides long. RefSeq lists its product as uncharacterized. The transcript has 6 exons. NCBI's taxonomy places the organism in Eukaryota, Metazoa, Mollusca, Bivalvia, Ostreida, Ostreidae. Bases 9 to 746 code for a protein of 245 amino acids. The record is from RefSeq and is a predicted model, not a curated record.